Parasteatoda tepidariorum (common house spider) is the source of this 3528-nucleotide messenger RNA. RefSeq lists its product as uncharacterized. NCBI's taxonomy places the organism in Eukaryota, Metazoa, Arthropoda, Arachnida, Araneae, Theridiidae. Gene Ontology annotation, molecular function: BMP binding; receptor ligand activity. The record is from RefSeq and is a predicted model, not a curated record. Gene Ontology annotation, biological process: animal organ morphogenesis.
AAAAAGAAGAAAUAUAUAUUUGAAAGUAACAUUUACUUUGUAAUAAUCUUCAUUCUUUCCUGAGAUUCGAUCCAACAUUUUAUUGGUGUAAACUGAGAGUCGGAUUCAUGCUCUCAGGAAAAUCCGGAAUCGAAUUCAACCGCUGAUUUCACAGUUCAAAAAGAUCGUGCAUCCCUCUACCCUUAAGAGAUUAUACGCGUAAAUUCGUCAUUCACAAGUGUUAAAAAAAAGAUCCAAUUCAAACAUGAGUUAUAUCCUUAAUUAUAGCAAAUCGCACUUUAACAUAUUAGGUCAAAAAUUCUGAACGUAAAAACUAAAAAUAUAUUUGAAUAGGGUACAGAAGAACAAAAAAAAGCACUCUUUUUUUUUAAGAACUUCCUGUUUCAAGGUCGGGAAUCUCCGUUUUGCGUGGGAUCGCAACUAAGCAAAUAUUUGGUAAGAUACCUCCCCCCUUCUCGCCUCUACCCUCCUUCAAAGCCACCGGAAAACAUAAGUGUGAAGUGUGCUUCAGCACUUGUUGCGCCCAUUCAUUGUUGUUCGAUAAGGCGGGUUAAAAAAAAAAGUGUUCUUGAAAUCGAUAUAAGAUCUUGAUCUUUUUCUUCGGAAAGUUGAUAGCUAAUGACAUUGUGCGAAAGAAUAUGGAAUUAUGUAAUAUGAAAUCUAAAUUGUUUUGGAUUACCAUUUCUAUCAUUAAAGGUUUGUCCACCUGAAAUGAAGCCUCGUCCCAAACCAAAGCCACGGCCGGAAUUCUUCAUCUACUUCCUCCUCUUCACCAUCGUUCACUUCAGCUGUGGUCUUUGCAGAGAUAUCCGGAAUUAUCACUUAUCACCAUCACUUUCAGAAGAUCUCAAAAUCAUGGAAGAACAACAAAAACAGAAAAUCUCCCCAGAAUCAUUCCUUAUCGGUAGAAAGGACUCAUUAGGUGACGCAGACUACGCCUCUGAAGCACCCCGUCCAGACAGUGAUCACGGCGUCACAGACUAUGACGAAUAUCUCGAUACUCGAGACGAUAGCGUACUACAAUCGAGUGACGUCGUCGCUGAAGUGGCCGUGACGUCACCUGGUGCAGGAUAUACCCAAACCGAAGAGUCUCCAGCGAUGGAUGAAAGUCAAGUGUGGUCUCUCAUUGAUGAAGUUGUCGCCAAACGGAACCGGAUACGACGUCAGAGUCCCCCAUCAGACUCUCCUCCUCAAUGGCGUCGUAAACAUAAGCGGCGGCAUCGACUGCUUUUGAAGUCCAGGAAGCACUCGAAUAGUUCACAAGAGGGCGGACGAAAGGGCAGGAAGCAACACAGGAGCUCAAUUCUCAAAUCUGAUAGUGAGGCACACAUAAUCACUAGUGCUAGUGAGGUGAAAAAAGACUGGUGCCGCACUAUACCUUUUACUCACAAAGUGACUGCACCGCGGUGCAAGCCAAAGGUUAUCAACAAUAACUUCUGCUACGGACAGUGCAAUUCUUUUUUUAUACCUCAGCAAAGGACUUCUGAAGGAGUUGCGUUCCAAUCUUACUCUAACUGUAAACCGGAUCGUUUAAGGUGGUCUAAUGUCACACUUGAUUGUCCCGAUCUGAUCCCACCGGUUGUGCAAAAGACUGUACUGAUCGUUGAUUCUUGUAGAUGCAUCGCAAUGGACGAGCCCAACGAUGAACGGUUGAACAAAAACAUUAGGCAUCACACGAGACAUUUCAAAGGGCGAUCCAAAAAACGUACGUGAUUGGAACGCCGCUGCUAAAAACCAGAGUUUAUUAGAAACGGAGCAAAAUUUAAUAGUUACCCGCAUCGAUGAUCGUGUUUUAUAUUUCGAAUAUUAAAUGCAUCACAGAAAAUGCGAAACCUCAACUUUAAAUGCAGUUUUUGUAUUGGACUUAAUUACGAGCUUUUAAAUUACUGCAAGAAAAUUAAAAAUUUAAAUAACUACAAACGAAAUUCAAGCGAAUUUUUUUAAUCAUUUAUUCGAUAACUCAUUAAUGCCCAUAUCUCAAUUCUUCAAUAAUUAUUUAUAUUAAUUUAUAAACCUUUGUUCGCUUCGAAAAUAUACAAAUUGGAAAUAACAGUCUACAUGAUUCAAGUGCUCAAAAACUGACUCCCAUUUUCUAGACUUGCCAAAUGUGAAUAGGAAGAAACAAAAGUAAUUUGAAAUAUGAAACGCAAGGCUGCCAAACGAAAAAUCAACGUUGAAUAUAAACGUUGGCAAUUUAAAGUUUUUUUUAUAGCAAAGCACUCUUGUUUCUUAUUCACGUCUGACAAGUUUUGAAAAUGGGCGUCUGUUUUUGAGCGCUUGAUACAUGUCGACUGUUAUUUUCAAUUUGUGUGUUUUUUAGGCGAAUAAAGAAUUUUAUUUAGUAAGUCAGUUUCUUGGGAUUAUUUAUAUAUUAGUAAAUUUCUUAAAAUAAACUUUAAAAUUACGAAAAAAAAAACAAAAUAUUUUCAUAGACAACAUUAUGAAAGGAAAAGAUAUUGAUACAUUACUCAUCAUAGUUUAAUGUACUUUCAUUUAAACUUUAGAGAAUUAAAAUAAUAUUUAAUUGGCAAAAAUUUAAAUGAGUAACUCAAUUACCUAUUUGCUGCAAUAUUUUCCAUUAUAUUCACAUUCCAUGUUAUAGCUAUAAAUAAUUCUAAUUAGUGUAAUUAGUAAUAGCUAUAAAUUUCUAAUUUUUUUAAAUCACAUGUUUAUAGGAAUAAUAAUAAAUAACCUAUUUUACAGAGAAAAAUAAAAAAUUUUACGAGAGAAAAAGUUAAGGAGAUUUCAAGAGAAAACUGCAUUGGGCGAAAAAAAAAAAGGAUAGGAGAUUUUAAUAAAGAGCUACUUUGACUGAAAAAUAUCCCCUUGGAAACUUUAAAAAAAGAUAUCGGGAAAUUUCAUUAGAGAACUGAAUCGGGCGAAAAGUUUUUUUUAAAAAAAUUGUCACCCGAAAAUUACAAUGGAUAAUUUCUUUGAAUGAAAUCAUUUUCUAGAAAAACUUAAUAAAUGAAAAACAUUAGAAAUAAAAAAGAAAUUCAGCACUGGAUGAAAAACUUUUCUAGUAAAUUGUUUCUAUAGACAAUAAAAUUUGAUCAGUAUCUGGUUAACAACACUAAAAGCAUUAGAGAAAAGAAUCAAUUUCAUUAUUUUCUUUCUCUUAUCACAAAUGUUUUAUCUUUCUCUUAUCUUUUAAUCGACCUAAGAUUGGGAAAAGAAAAACGGAAAUUUUGAUUUUAACACCCAUAGUUUAUAGUCUACAGGUGACUACAAUAGAAAAGCAUAUCAGUCGUGUGCCUUUGCUUGAAGUUAAUAAGUAAAUAAGAUAAGCUCUUUUUUUUUCUUUGUUUUUCUUUUUCUUUCACAAGAAAAUGCUUUGUUUGAAUCAAUCUCUUGUUGAUACGACGGCAAAGUGGGCCGAUUACGAAGGCGUGCGUCUUUCAGAUAAUUAAGACUGUGGACAACGGGACAGAAAAUAAAACAUUCUAUUGCUUAGUUAGUUUAAUUGAUUUGGCAAAAGAUAGUUUUUCAUUAGACUUCUAAACGUAAAAGAAUCGAAAUUUAUUGGUU